Molecule: messenger RNA, 618 nt
Organism: Hansenula anomala
Lineage: Eukaryota; Fungi; Ascomycota; Saccharomycetes; Phaffomycetales; Wickerhamomycetaceae
Gene: USE1
Product: SNAP receptor USE1
Exons: 3
Coding region: 1-618 (205 amino acids)
Source: RefSeq, a predicted model, not a curated record
AUGUCCAAAGAAACGAUCCUCAACAACCUAAACACAAGCAUCCGUCUCGAGGUGCUUCCCAACGAGGCCAAAGAGGACCCAGUCGCUUUUGUAAACACAUUGAUCUACAACAAACAUGAUAAAAACUCUGACAUACUAAGGAGUGAAAUAUUAACAAGUUUCGCCACAAAUAACCAAGAAUUGAAAACAUCCCUAUCCCAAUACUCUGAUCUAAUAACAAGAACACAAUUCACAAAUGAUACCAUACUUCAAGAAACUAAACAAUCUUCAGAUCGUUCCAAAACAAGAAGAUUAUCUGUAGAUUUUGAUGGCAAAGAUGAUGACGCUGAUGAGGACCUUAAUGAAUUGCCUAAUAAUGAUGAAGAUGAAGAUGCAAACGUUUCACAAUUGAGGAAAAGAUUAUUACAAGGUGGUCGUUCUCAAGAUGAUCAUCAUCAAGGUCAGAAAACUACAUUUGAUGAAAAAUUACAUAUGGAAGAAUUAAGACAAGAAGAUAUCCUUAAAGAUAUGUUUCAAUUCGUCAGAAGCAUUAAAGAAGGUGCUGAUGCAUUCAAUGCUAAAUUAAGUCAAGAUCAAAAUGUUUUAAAAGCUGCAGAAGCUGGGUUAGAUCCGCUUUAG